GAGCAUCAGACCCAACGUCCACACGAACAAGCAGCCACCGGCCUCUGUCCCCGGGGCAGGAGACUCACUUCCGAUGGCGUUUAAUGGUUGCUUUAGUUUGAAAUACCCUGGCAACCCCAAGCAAGGUGACUUGAUCGAAGUGUUUCGUCCUGGCUAUCAGCACUGGGCUCUGUACUUGGGUGAUGGUUAUGUUAUCAACAUUGCACCUCUAGAGGAUGGCGUUGCUGCAGCGUUUACAAGUGCCAAGUCUUUAUUCAGCAGAAAGGCCCUGGUGAAGAUGCAGCUUUUGAAGGAUGUUGUGGGAAAAGACACAUACAGAAUAAACAACAAAUACGAUGAGAUAUACCCGCCUCUCCCCGUGGAAGAAGUCAUGCAGCGGUCAGAGUUUGUCAUUGGGCAGGAAGUGGAGUAUGAUUUAUUGGUCAAUAACUGUGAGCAUUUUGUGACAUUGCUUCGCUAUGGAGAAAGUGUCUCAGAACAGGCCAACAAAGCAAUAAGUUCCAUUGGGUUUGUGACAGCAGCUGCUGGUGUCUUCUCAUUGCUGGGCUUGUUUCCAAAAAGACAAAGAACCAAAUACUGUUAACAAUUUACUGAAGAGAUUUUGGAACUGAAGGAAUUUGUGAGGAUCUGGGGAAUAAAUUUUUUUUUUAAAAAAGGGGAAUGUAUACUUAUUUUCACUGCAUCGUUAUUGUCCCAAAUUUCAAAUGAUGGAUGGCAAGCUCUUUAAUAAAUUGCUUACUGAUGUUAUCUCUUCAUCGAGCCAAGAAAAUUCUCGUCCCUACCCACAGAGAUUUGCUAUGACAGCUUGAACAAGAAACUGUAGCCUUUUGAGCGAGAGCACAGCGGAUCUUAACAAAAUCACAUCAUAUUUUAUCUUCUACUAUAAAUAUUGCUUUCCUUUUCCCUAGGGGUGACUAUUUUGAAUUUGCCAGAGGGAUGAAGAACAAUUUAUAUAUGAUUUUUAAAAGAAAUGUUAAGUUCCUUAAAUGGUUAGGGUUGACAUCUUAAUUCA
This is a messenger RNA of Sorex fumeus (smoky shrew), 1012 nucleotides long. RefSeq names its product phospholipase A and acyltransferase 1 (gene PLAAT1). Gene Ontology annotation, molecular function: A2-type glycerophospholipase activity; glycerophospholipid phospholipase A1 activity. Gene Ontology annotation, biological process: N-acylphosphatidylethanolamine metabolic process. The record is from RefSeq and is a predicted model, not a curated record. The coding region runs from base 74 to 583 and encodes 169 amino acids. NCBI's taxonomy places the organism in Eukaryota, Metazoa, Chordata, Mammalia, Eulipotyphla, Soricidae. The transcript has 4 exons. Gene Ontology annotation, cellular component: cytoplasm.